CGUUCAACGGCCCUCUACACCGCUCCAAGCAACUCGCCCAGCCAGCCAGCCGUCUCUGCCCACCAGCCGCUCUCUGCCAUCCGUUUCUUUCGCCGCCUCAAGAUGCAAAUCAAGUCUCUGCUCCUGGCCACCCUCUCGCUCGUCGCUCUCGUUCGUGCCGACGCCGCUACCCAGGCUGCUGCCGACCAGGCCGACCAGCAGAUCCGCUUCUUGUCCCACGACCAGGUUGCCUCGGCGACCCACAACGGCACCUGGCUGCUGCUGUUCGGCCCCAAGUGGUGCGGAUACACUCAGAGAUUCACCCCCAAGUGGCUCCAGGUCCAGAACACCGUCGACCAAGAGCACCUCAACGUUAACCUGGCCAAGAUUGACUGCACCACCGAUGCCGACUUCUGCACUGGUGCUCCCUACCACGUCACCGGCUACCCCACCGUCAUUCUCGUCCGCAACGGCCAGGUUGCCCAGGAAUACCCCGGUGCCGAUGAGGUCCAGCCCCUCCUGGAUUACAUCCACCAACUCUGAAUUCUAAAUGGGAGCGACUUCGACCACUAGACCCCCUCCAAUGUAUCUACCAACUUGUACUUUCGCCCACCAUUGGCUGUUCCACUUGAUUCCUCCCUCGUCUUGAUUCCACCCUCACCGACUCUGUGUGAUUGUCACUGCUAUGUUGAUUUUGAUUCAUCCAACUCCUCACCCUGCGAACUGCAGAGGCCGCUUUGUAAUGUCCCGAAUGGGGUACGCUGUAGAUUGUUAACAAGAAAGCGCUGAUGCGAUCAAAACUAA
This is a messenger RNA of Polychytrium aggregatum, 783 nucleotides long. Its product is annotated as thioredoxin-like protein. The transcript has 4 exons. Lineage: Eukaryota; Fungi; Chytridiomycota; Chytridiomycetes; Polychytriales. The coding region runs from base 103 to 522 and encodes 139 amino acids. Gene Ontology annotation, molecular function: protein-disulfide reductase activity; protein disulfide isomerase activity. Gene Ontology annotation, biological process: response to endoplasmic reticulum stress. Gene Ontology annotation, cellular component: endoplasmic reticulum lumen. The record is from RefSeq and is a predicted model, not a curated record.